Eucalyptus grandis is the source of this 549-nucleotide messenger RNA. RefSeq lists its product as uncharacterized. The coding region runs from base 1 to 549 and encodes 182 amino acids. The record is from RefSeq and is a predicted model, not a curated record. NCBI's taxonomy places the organism in Eukaryota, Viridiplantae, Streptophyta, Magnoliopsida, Myrtales, Myrtaceae. The transcript has 2 exons.
AUGAUCACACCAUCACCAACUGAACCCGAAGCCAUGCCUCGGCCAUCUCGGCAACGCCAUCCACCUGGAUAUCUUCGAGACUACCACUGCGCUAUUGUGGCCUCCAAUCAAUCCUCUUCAGACUCUAAGUCAAAGGCGGACUAUUCACUUUUUACAUUAGUCCGUGGCUCUCUCUUGACCAUUGUCCUUGUUUAUGUUGAUGAUUUGGUUAUAAUGGGCGAUGAUGCAGUUAUGAUUCAACUUCUCAAGCGAUUUCUCGACACACAAUUUCGUAUUAAGGACUUGGGCACUCUCAAAUAUUUCUUGGGCAUUGAAGUUUCUCGUUCCAAGUCUGGGAUUUUCUUGUCACAAAGGAAAUACGCUCUUGAUAUUUUGUCUGACAUUGGUCUUCUUGGUGGACGUCCUAUUGAUACUCCGAUGGAACUCAAUAUACAAUUUUCGGAGUCCUCUCCAACUCUUAAGGAUCCAGGUUCAUAUAGACGACUUAUUGGUGGAUUAUUAUAUCUUACAGUAACUCGUCCAGAUUUACUCUUUGCAGCAACAUCUUAG